AUGGACGAAGCUGAACUAUCUUUCAUACCUCACAGUACCUCAUAUGUAUGGAAGCCCCCAAUCAAGCUGUCUGAUUGUUCAUCUGAAUAUCUCAAAGCAUGUUCUGUGGACUAUAAACCUUACAAUGCAAAACAGGAAGCAAAAUUGUGGCAAGGGUUAGGCGUACUGAAGACUGACACUACUGAAGUUCAGAAUGAAAAGCCAGCUAGCGAGAACCCUUACUACCUAACAUCGGUACCUGGUCUCCACAGCAAACGAGAAUUAAAACGAAUCCGCAGGGCUGAACGCAAAAGCAAGCUAUCAAAUUGGUUUGAUUUGCCGAGACCUGAUGUCACCGAAGAGGACCGUGAUGAUCUGGAAUUGAUUAGGUUACGCCGAGCGAUUUCAUCUGACACACAUGUUAGAAAGUCAGAUGGCAAGUCUUCUUACUUCCAGAGGGGUGUAGUAGUAGAUGAUCCAGGAAGUUUUUAUGACCGAUUACCACGUAAACAACGAGGAAAAACUCUUGUAGAUGAACUUUUGUCUAAUGCUGAAAUCAUGAAGGUUCAACGAAAACGAUAUGCUAAGAUUGCACGUGCUAUGGCUGAAAAGCGUGCCGCUGUUAGGCGAAGAGAGCAACAACGAAUAAGGCGUUUAAAAUCUGGCGGAAGAAAGCAACAAGCUACUGUGGUUGUUCCUGAAUAA
Heterobilharzia americana is the source of this 684-nucleotide messenger RNA. Lineage: Eukaryota; Metazoa; Platyhelminthes; Trematoda; Strigeidida; Schistosomatidae. The record is from the annotation of a GenBank genome assembly.